Morus notabilis is the source of this 603-nucleotide messenger RNA. RefSeq lists its product as uncharacterized. The coding region runs from base 1 to 603 and encodes 200 amino acids. The record is from RefSeq and is a predicted model, not a curated record. The transcript has 2 exons. Lineage: Eukaryota; Viridiplantae; Streptophyta; Magnoliopsida; Rosales; Moraceae.
AUGGCACCUCGCCGUAGAUCAGUUAAUCAACCAGCACAACAGAAUCAUGAAUUUUUGGAUGCCAUGUAUUUUGCCUUUCAAGGCAUGGCCACGAGAGCUCAGAAUGAACGACCGGUUGAGGAUAGGAAGCAAAGUUACUUCUGGAAAUUUAGACGAGCGCCUAUCCCUACGUUCAAUAGUGAGGGAGGACCCCAGGAAGAAGAAUUCUGGUUUGAUUCCAUAGUCAAGCACUUGAAUACUAUGGGAGUGCCAGAUGAAUACUGGGUUGAAUUUGUGGUAUACAAGAUGGAAGGCCAAGCGAGCACUUGGUGGAAACAGUUCGAGACCAUCUUUAAUGAGCAGUACUUCCCUCAGAGCUAUAGGGAUGAAAAAGUGAUGGAAUUUAUGUCCUUGCUACAAGACGAUGUAUCUGUGAGGGAGUAUGAGGCCAAAUUUAAUGACCUAUCCCGGUUUAUGCCAUCUUUACUGGAGUCUGAACACCUUAGAUGUCUUAAGUUUGAGAAGGACCUUAAGAAUUCUAUCAGGAGACCCUUGGUAGCUUUAAGGAUUCAGAAUUUCUGGGAUUUAGUGGCUGCUGCGACAAGUGUGGAGCAAGAUAACUAG